Molecule: messenger RNA, 671 nt
Organism: Nothoprocta perdicaria
Lineage: Eukaryota; Metazoa; Chordata; Aves; Tinamiformes; Tinamidae
Product: feather keratin 4-like
Exons: 1
Coding region: 1-357 (118 amino acids)
Cellular component (GO): intermediate filament
Molecular function (GO): structural constituent of cytoskeleton
Source: RefSeq, a predicted model, not a curated record
AUGGCUUUCUGCAGAGAGAUGAUCAGCUCCCGCUGCCUCCCACCGUGCGAGGUGACCUGCCCGCAGCCCAUUGCGAACGCCUGGAACCAGCCUUGUGUUACCUCCUGUGGCGACUCGCGAGCCGUCAUCUACCCUCCACCCGUGGUCAUGACAUUCCCAGGGCCCAUCCUCAGCUCUUGUCCUCAGGAGAGCGUGGUGGGCAGCUCASCACCAGCUGGCGUUGGGAGCUCCUUCAGAUCCAUGGGCUUUCUGGGCUCCCAGGGUCCCUACGGAUCCGGGAGCUUGUACAAUUAUGGGAGAUCAUAUUCUUCCUAUGGGUCCACCAGGUAUGGUUUUGGGAGCUGCAGACCAUGCUAAACGUGMAGUGAUGGAUGAGCAAGGAWCARCCACCUGGCAGGGGCAGACAAACCKUCACAGAACCUGUUCCUGGCAUGGCUUUCCAGGAGCAACAGCCCAGCAGCUCUGAAAAAUCAUGCUUUUGUGAAACUUUAAGAUAAUGUUUGUAUCUAGUGAUUAUUCUCUCCAGUGGCCUUUGAUAUCUAUGAAUUUGUUCUACCAGUGGUCUUUAUUUGAUUGAAAGUGGGGCAAGACUGCCUAAGUCUUCCCUUGCUUUGAAAAACGGUGCAUGUGCAAUGUGCAGCCCUGGAACAACUUUCUGGUUAGUCUUUAAU